GGUCCCUUCGGUGCGGCCGGGGCGGAGAGCGCGGGCGUCUCGCGGGUCCCGAAAUGCCGACUGAGUAUUUCAUGUCAGUAGCAGCGCGGGGAAGGGCGCGGGCCUUCCGCGGCUCGCUCAGAGAUGCACCCGGGGACGAACCGCGUGUGUCCGCACGCACCCGCCCCCGGGACGGUCUUCUGGUAUUCAGCCAUUAACUCUGUGAACGCUUUUUUUUCUGCAGUCUUUCCUAGCGCGUGGAUCGCUCUGGAUGUGGAGUAGGAACUCAGGAGGCAGUUUGCCCGUGGGUCUGUCUGAAAAAGCCGGGCACGUUUCGGUGUGGGAGGGACGGAGGGAGGGCAGCAGCCCUCACUGGGCCGGCCCUGCCCUACGCCUGGUUAGUUGGCGUCCACCCCCCGGGCCUCUCAUUGCCGCUGCCCGGGGACACAGACCGCCUGCCUUCCUGAAGCCUUGCUCUUAGCUGCAGCUGUAAUAAACUGCGCUAGUUUAGGCUGUGCUUUUCCUACACUCACGUUUUUGUUUCAGAGGGACUGAAUGAUCUGCCAGCAAAACGUAGUCCCCGUCCUUUGUCAUACACCCAUAAAGGCAUUUAGUGUGGAGGUCUCAGAGAAGUGUGCCUGUAGAAGAAACUCUUAGAACAGUGCAGUAAUGAUGUUGCCCUGGUUUGUUUUGCAAUGUCAUCAACUUUAAUUUUAUUUGCUUAGUCUGUGUUAGGCUGUUUUCAGAAAAGGAAUUCAUGUUAGCCCACACCACAGAGCCUUGCAGUUCUGCCCAGUACUUACAGGCUGUGCUGGAGAGAGAGUUGCUGUCUCACAGGAAUGACUUUACUGUGAGAUGUAACAAAAUACAUUUCAUGGCUAAAACUGUCGAUUUUUGAAGGAAGGACUGGGAUUUGAAUGUUUGUAGUUAUGACCUCAAAUAAAGAAAAACCUUAAUACUCUGAUUGCUUAUUGUGUACAGAAUGGAAAGAUAACUAACAACGCUUCUUUUUCUUCAUAUGUGUUUCUUUUAAUCUUUUCAAUAUCCCCUUGAGGAAGGAAACAAGACUUGUAAGGUGGCAGACAAAAAGGUUAUUUUUAAAUGUCCUUUUAACCUUUAAACAAGGAGAUGUUCUCUUUACUGUAGUGUAAUCACAAGUUGUUGCCUGCUUUUUGCAGUUUGUAACUGAUUGCAGUAAGGUACUGUUCACAAGAUACAGUUACUGUCAAAAAGGCCCAGGUCCCUUUUUCUAUGAAUCGUUUGAUGCGAUGGUUUGGGCUGGAAGGGACCUUUAAAGAUGAUUUAGUUCCAAUCCCCCUCCUAAGGGACACCUUCCACCUAGACCAGGUUCUUCUAAGCUCUGUCCCACCUGUUCUUGAACAUUUCCAAUGAUGAAGCAUCCACGGCUUCCUUGAGCUACCUCUCACCAUCCUGAUUGCAGAGAAUUUCUUCCUUUAAUCCAAUCUAAAUCUGCCCUCUUUAAAUUUAAAACCACUGCACAUUGUACUGUCACUACAGAUCCCAGUAAAAGGUCUCUAUCUUCCUUGUAAGCCUUUUUUAAGCACUGAAAGGCUGCAGUAAGGUUUCCCCAGAGCCUGCUCUUCUCUAGACUGAACAAUCCCAGCUCCCACAGCCUUUCUUUGUAGGAGAGGUGUUCUACACUCACUCCAGCGAGGUCCACAUCAUUACUCAGUUCCCAGCACUUCAGGUAGGAUCUCACCAGAGCAGGCUGGAGGGGCAGAAUCCAGAUCCCACAGUCUGUGUGUCUUUGCUGAAGAUAAUAAACAGUAUUGGCUCCAGUAUGGGCCCUUGAGGGACACCACUCAUUAGUGGUUUGUGCUUGGUAUGUUGAGCUGCAGCUGUUUGGAUGUGGCCAUCCAGCCAGUUCUUUAGACAUGUAACUGUUCUAUUUUAAGCCCAUACAUCUCUAAUCCUUCAUUUUUUCCUUAUUUUCUAUCUUCUGCCUUCCCUAGUCAUUGGAGUUUUCAUAGGCAAAUUUAAGUGCCUGGAAUAGCAGAAAAAACUUGUGCUUUACUAAGUUUUCUGCUGUUUUGUGAGUUCAUUUAGUUCAUAGAAAGUCUGAUGAGGACAAGAGCUGUCAGGGAAAGUGGGGGGAAGGAAAAUAAAAGAGAAAAGUGAUGCCCCUAUUCUGCAGCAGCAAGUUGUUAGAUCAGCUUAUCUACUCAAGGGAGCAUAGCCAUAGCAUAGUGAUAAUUAAGCCACAUCCGUAGCAUAUUUUGCAUUACAUUUUUCAAUAUUGCAACUUAAAGAAGGAAAGUAGCAUUAAUUGUUUAAAACAUGACCUAGUAAGGUUGAAUGUGUGUUCCUGUGUACUUUCCAAACUGUAAUGCAGUUAUUGCAUGUGGCUACAGUAAGUUGUUGCAGUAGUUGAUGCGGCAGUCUUUUACUUGGUUGUUUUUGAUGGCAGUAUUGAUCUGAUGCCCACCCUGUGUUUGUACAUUGUGCUAUGAUCACCAAUACCUUCCUGUAAUGGUAGAAGUUUUUAAGAGUACAGGCAGGCCUCUUGUUACCACUCUGUUAAUCUAGUAUUGGCUGACCCAUUUUAUUUGCCCAUUGUAGUUUGUCUUUGAACUGAAAGGAUAAUUAUUUUUUUUUAAAUGUUAUUAUAUUCAUAAGAAAUAAAAGUCUUUAUUUCAGUGUUGUGGUACUAUUGGCUGGGUGAUUGUAGCUGGGGGAGGUAUUGUACAUUUCAGAACAUCUUAUACGUCUCAGUAUUUAAGCAUUAAAAAGAAAAACAGAAGUAGCAGAAACUGAGCACAACCGGAAAAAAAACAACUUGCUUUCCUUUUGAGAGAGCUGAUAGGAUAAACAGGACCUUGCAAAGAAAUACAUAUGUUUUAUGAAAACAAGGGGCAUGCUUAAAAUGGAGCAACCUGCAGGUUCUUAGUGUUCUUAACCUUUUGAGUUUGUGUUGAAUUUUUGUGCUGAGAAAUUUCUCUGGAGUUUCUGUCAUGUGAUCUGUUUUUUGUUUCCUCCGGAGUGCUAAGGCUGCUUCAUGCCAAGGAAUUGACUAAAAGUCCCUUGAAAAAUAAAGUUAUGUAAAAUUAUUCCAUGAUAAAGGUUGUUAUCUGUACAACUUGUAAUUGUAUAAAACAAGUCAACUUCCUGACUAGACUAAAUAUAUGAUAAAAGAGUUGAGUUGCAGUUUGAUAGUGCUGUUGCCGCUAUGUGAAAAGUCAGGGUGCUUGUCUUUCCUUUAUAGUCCAACAAGCUUUUAUACCUUGAGCUAAUUCAUUAAUUUUCACCUUGCAUGAGCCCUGGACCAUGCUGUUUCUUGUGCACCCUACAACAUUACUGUAAAAGCUAAAUGUGCUCUUAGGCACAUAGAUUGAUAUUUUUACAUUCUUGCCUUCUAUUACAGCCAUUAGUUUUCAUCAGUCAGGGAAUACCGUCUCUAGAUGCUGCAGCUAGUUAAUUCUGAAAAGUGCUGCUGGACACACUGGAAGUAUCAAUAGGAUAUCAUCUCAUUUUGACCCACUCUUAAGUUGUCAUGGGGGUCUGAUUUGAAAUCUGAGUGGUUGUGUUUUUCUGUUGUGCAUUUUUAAUUCACACUCUUGGUUUUUAGCAUUCCGUGCAGUUCUGUAGGGUCUCUUCUUGCCAAAUAUUAUAAGUAGGUUUAGGUUGAACUAGUAUUUACACUGGUCUCAAGAAUGCCUGGAGAAAUUAUUUUUUUGGUAAAGAGUUGUUGUACUGUAUAAUAGGGUUGAAAGGACAUCAUGGUGUGGGAGAGAAUGUUCUUCAGUGAAGUAAUAAAAAGGGAACAGUUGGGGCUGAAGGAAAGGUACUGCAUUGAUGACUCUGCAGUUCAACAACAUCCUCAUGCAUCUAGUUAGUUUCAAGUCAACAGGAGCAGGAUUGGGUCCCUGUAGUUCUUAAUUUAAAGUUUUGAGUUCAUAGUCUGCAUUAGAACAAAAAAAAUGUACUUUCAGUUUAGGAAAUACUCUUCUGAAUUAAUUUCCACGAAUUAUGCAAACUGCAUUGUUAUUGGUAUUUUUUUCCCCAAACUUCAGUCUAAUUAUUCUUUAAUUGUUUUAUUCACUUCUUAUUUUUCAGGAGUCUUUGAAAAAUCCUUAGUGGUCAUGACAUUGUUACAAGUGACAUAAAUUAGCCAGUGGCUCAGAAUGAUGGAUACCCAGAAGACUACAAAUGGUUUGCAAGUGAUUGGAGAAGGGACUGGUAUAGGGAAAUCGACACUCCACAUGGUGGGGUAUUUGGGAAAAAACUGUAAUCCUGUGGAAACAACUGCACAUGAAUAUUGUCCACUCUGCAAAGAGAAGGGUCAGAUCCAAGGUUUACGAAUUUACCGCCUUAAUUUCCAAGAGUCUAUUUUCCUUUGUGAAAAUCCUCAGUGUAUCUACCCACUUGGUUAUAAGCCGUUAAACAGCAUAAUUACUUCUGCUGGUUCUGAAAAUCAUCAAGUUCCAUCUACUCACAGGAAAAGGAAAUUGAGUGAGACCAGUGACUUUUCUGCUUUUGAAUCAGAUCCAAAAAAAGCAAGAACUAGCAAUGUGCUCAGUGUUGAGCACACCAUUACUGCAGACUCUGUUGUGAAAGGCUACCAGAAUAGUUUGUGUAUUCCCAAGGCAAGCCUACACGAUGCAUUACAAAAUGAUCAGCAAAACCCUGGCAGCCAAGUGGAGUCCUGCAUGCAGAAGGUGGAUUUUGAAACAACCACCAAGACCAACAACUACCAAGAAAGUCCACCGAAGACUUCUAGUCUCAAAACACAACCAUUGCCAAAUUCAGAGGUUUUAUCAACAGCAUCUGAAAUUUCACUCAAAGAGGAUAAAGGUCCCACUAAAACCAGAGGUUUGUGUCUUCAGUGGAGAAACAUACAUAAUCUUUGUUGGUUAGACUGUAUUUUGUCAGCACUGGUACACUUAGAAACAUUAAAAUCUGCUCUAACAGAAGAAUAUAACGAUGGAAAAUGUUUAUUCCAGAAUCUCUUAACAAACUAUAAUCAAGCAUCUAUUCUUCUGAAUACCUGCAAAAGGAGUAAAGUAAAAGAUGUUCUUCCAAAAGCAGAAUCUCAGCUCAAUGACAUCAGAAAGGAAAUGUUUACAGAACUUCAGCCUCAGCUGAAGUGUGAAUUGGGUAAUAUGAAGAAUCCAGUGUUUGCACUUCAGCAUCUCUUACAAGCAGAUCAACAAGCUGAGAAACUGUUCUUGCAUUCCUUUUCAUGGAAGUUUGAAUGUAUACAUUGUGGCCACAAAUACCAGGACCGAUUGAAGAAAACCCUUACAACAUUUACAAAUGUAAUCCCUGAUUGGCACCCACUUAACGCUGUUCAUAUUGGAUCAUGUAAUAACUGUGGUAAUACAUCUCAAAGAAGACAGAUGAUCCUGGAAAAAGUACCCUCAAUAUUAACAUUACAUUUUGUGGAAGGCUUGCCACAUAACAACCUGGAGAAAUAUUCGUUUAAAUUUGAAGAAGACACCUACCAAGUAACAUCUGUUGUUCAGUACCAAACAGAUAAGAAGCACUUCAUAAGCUGGUCUUUGAAUCCUGAUGGAACUUGGCUUGAAUGUGAUGAUUUAAAGGGUCCAUAUUGCAAGAGACAUAAAAGGUUUGAAGUUCCUCCUUCAGAGAUUCAUAUUGUUUUCUGGGAAAAGAAAGCAUCCCGUGUACCAGAAGAACUGAAUUCACAGUUCCAAAGUAAAAAUAGUGAAGAUCUUCCUCUUAAUAACGUACAUUCAAAUUCCACAGAGUUGCAUUGUAGUUUUGAUAGCACUGUCUGCAGAACACCUGCAGAACACCACAAAGAGGAUUCUGUGAGGACUCCAGAGAAGAAACGGCAGCAAGUACCUGAGGACAAAAGUAUUGUUCAUCAUGGUUUAGAAAACUUAGCAGAUGAUGAUCUUGUAACAGUGAUGCUUGAAGAAGUUCCAGUUGACUCAGAAGAUAAAUUGCUGCCUAAUGGACAGAUGGUGGGAAAUAACCUUCUUGAUGGAUGGGGCACACCACAACAGCAGGAACCAGCUUUUUCGCUUAGCACUCCAUAUACAGGAGAGUUUGCUGGAGCUAGUCUAGCUCUGAACAAUAAAUCCAUGUUAUAUGAAAAUUCCAGUACUUGCUUACCUCUAGAAGAGUUGAACCCAGUAAAUAUUACUCCUCCUGUGCCCAAAAACUAUGACCCAGAUUCAUCUGACUCAUCAUCUUCCCAAUUAAAUAAUAGAACUAAUUUAACUAACAGAGAAUGUAGACUAAAUUCAGAACUGCUAAACAAGAAGUUGUUAGCAGUAGAAAAUACUACACAAAAAUCACCUGACUUGAAAGAUGCAAGCAAAACUGUAGUUAAUUCUCAAGUUCAGCCCUCAAACAAACACCAAAAAGGAGGAUUUGUAGGAAGCUGGGUAAAAAAAUUAUUAAGCAAGAAUACUUCUUUUAUACCUUCAAGUGCCUCAGCUCUCGAGAAUGAGAGAAGUUGCAAAACUCCCUCCGUGCAAAAAAUAAGUGAAGUUCAGCUGCCAGCUAAGGGCGCGAGUAACUUUGGUGGAUUUCAAAGCAGAGGUACAAAGAAAACAACUAAGACCUCAAAGUUACUGGCUCCUCAGAGUAAUAAUACUCAUCCUUCAUCAAAUUUCAAAGGGUUUUCUCAAAGCACUUGUCUUCCAACAGCAAAUCAUACCACUGUUGUAGGUCCAACUUGGAUUAAGCCAGAAAGUACGUUGGAUACCUCAGGUAAAGUGGCUCAGUUCCCUUCAUCUGGUAAGGCAGAAGAGUCAGACAGUGACAAAACAAAAAAACUCCGCCUGAAAUUGUUAAAAAAACUUAAUGCUAAAAAGAAGAAGUUGGCUUCACUGGACAGAUUAGCAGUGGAACAGAUGAAACAGGAAAAGCUUGUAAGUGGAGACGUAAGCACCCCAUCGCAGACUGAAUCUAAAAAUGACAGUGAAUUAUUGCAGAGCUUUUUAAGGGAGCUGCAGUAUCAGAUUGAUGUCACAGGUAAUGAAUCUGGAUUUAAUGCAGAUGCUGUGCCAGGCUGCACUGGCCCUGAUAACACUGAUGAAAUACUGGCGGAAUUACUGUCCCCUACCUCGACUGUCGCUUCCUUGGAGACUGCAAAGAGCGAGGAUGAGUGUAUGUACAUGGAGAUGGUGCACAGCAGCGUGGCAACCACUGUGCCCCAUGAGAGCACCAGUGUGCCACAGGCAACAGUGACAAGCGAGGACCACAAUUACUACAGUCCUGUAAAGGACACUAAUUCAGAGCUUGAUGCAAUUAACAGACACAGUGUGAAAAAACUUUCUUUUGAAAGUCCUGUGAGAGAUGAUAUCCUUGAAGAUCUGUUCUCCAUUUCAGCACCAAGCUCAAUGACAGGUGACAUAGAUCUGCCUCAUUUUGAUGAAACUCUGUUUGAGACUUGGUAAAUACUCAGUUUCUUGAGGUUUUUUUUCAGUGUUAUGUAUAUUUUGAAACAAAGCACUACUAAAUUAUAUUUUAUAAAUAGUUUAAUUGCACACUGGCUGUACUUGAACAAUGUUCAUUUGGGGGGGUUUCUUAAUAUUUUAUUGUAACAAGCAAAUCAGGGUUUAAUGAAUUUUAUUUUUCCUGAGAAGCAGUUAUUUUAGUCAGAUAUCAUGAUUUUUAAUUAAAAGCUCCUAUGAGUCUUAAUUUUUGCUGCUUUUAAUAUCAAAAACUUCCAUACUCUAGUGAGUUUGAGUUCUGUAGUCUUGAUGAUGUAAUAGUGUAAGAAAUACUAUUUUUGUAGUAGUGAUUUUCCACUCAACUCCUGAAGUUAUUUUGUCCAACAUUUAAAAAAAAAAUUAAGUACCUUCUGUAAUUUGGGAAUUUUGCAUCUCCUUAUUUGAAGAUCAUUUGUAGCAUUAUAAACUUUAGACUGGCAUUGAGUUCAUUACAGAACUACUGUUCUACAAGCUCAUGCUGAUAUAUACACUCCUUGGAUCCAAGAAACAGUGGAUAUAUGGUAGAAAUUUUUCUAUUUAAAGUUACAGCACCUACUGAGUUUUCAUCCUGGGCAAAUGCAAAUAUAACUUGGUAAAAUAUCUUCUGAGCAAGGUUUUUUUUUUUUAAAGUAGAAUUAGUAAGAUUCAGUCCAGGGUUUGCAUCACUAAGAAAGAAUAUCAGAUGUACCCGUUAGUUUUUCAUAGCUGCAAAAACAUUUAAUAAAAGAAAGGUUUCUUAGAUUUAAUUUAACCGUAAGUUAAUGCCUUUUACUGUUGUCACUUGGAGUUUUUUAUUACUCAGGCAGUGCACCCCUGACCGUAUGUGAGAUGCCAAGGAGAGGCAAAGGUCAGUAGGAAGAAAGUAAUGGAAAAAUGUGGCAAGACAGCAGUAAGCAGGGGGAUUCACACCUUGGUUUCUGGGUUUGUACAGAUCUCAUUUUGCUAUAUUGGAGUCUUUUUUAAAUGCAUAGACACAAAGCUGAGGGUAUUAUAUGCCAAAUUAGAUUAGCUGUACAUUUUUCUUGUUCUUGGAAAUAAGGAUUUUAUCAGCAAGUCUUUAUAUCAGGUAUUUUUAGAGGCAUUCUCCAUUUUUUCAUUGUUUUAGUUCCCAAGUUCGGAACAUUAAAUGCUCAGUCUUAGUUUUCCAGUAGAUGCAGUUGAACAUAAUGUUAUUAUAAGGCAUGGCUACAGAUUCUAAUGAUUUUGAAUUGUUUGAACUAGGUUUAAAUAGUGUUUGAAAAACUAUCAGUGGCCCUGAACUCACCGUAUCAACUUAUUUCUGCUGCAAUUGGGUACAUUGUUAUCAAACUGGUACUUCAGGCAGUGAAUGUUUUAAUUUUUGAAAUUUAAGUUAUUGUGAAGAACUUGAGCUGCUUCUUUGUUUUAAAUACUGUAAUUGGUAAUGUUCCAAUACAAAACACAAAAUACAAGUCAGAAUGGAUUCUGAAUGUUAAGGGCUGGUGUACUGCUUGUGAAAUGUUUGCCCGUUUGUGAAUUCCCUAAUUAAAACAAACAAACAAAAAAAAGCUGA
Messenger RNA from Catharus ustulatus (Swainson's thrush), 8937 nucleotides. RefSeq names its product ubiquitin specific peptidase like 1 (gene USPL1). Gene Ontology annotation, molecular function: SUMO binding. The transcript is spliced from 8 exons. Gene Ontology annotation, biological process: Cajal body organization; protein desumoylation. The record is from RefSeq and is a predicted model, not a curated record. Lineage: Eukaryota; Metazoa; Chordata; Aves; Passeriformes; Turdidae. Gene Ontology annotation, cellular component: Cajal body. The coding region runs from base 4122 to 7370 and encodes 1082 amino acids.